AUGGCUCAACACGAUAGAUUAGGGUCACUUCGUUCCGAACGCUCCGAUAUCAGCGCUGAUACCGACGAUAUCGCAACACCACCAACAUCCAGUAUACUGAAUAAAUUUCGCGGCUCAAUAGCUUGUACAGAAGGUCAUGAAACACAUCUUCACGUACUUGCUAAAGAUCAAUUUCCAGAUCGGAUGAAUCCAGCUGUGCGUGCCAUUGUAAGAAUGGGAAUUUAUCUUGGAUGUAAAGUUUACUUUAUCCAUGAAGGUUAUCAAGGCAUGGUUGCAGGCGGAAAUCUUAUUCGUCAAGCAACUUGGGCAUCUGUAAGCGGUAUAUUAGACGAUGGUGGUACGAUAAUUGGUAGUGCUCGUUGUAUGGAAUUCAAAGAACGAGCUGGACGUUUGAAAGCUGCAAAAAAUCUAAUUGAGUAUGGAAUUAAUAAUAUUGUUUGUAUCGGUGGUGAUGGAUCUCUUACUGGUGUGAAUUUAUUUCGAAAAGAAUGGGAAGGAUUAUUAAAAGAACUAGCUAAAAAUGGAGAAAUAACAUCAGAAAAUGUUGAAAAUUUUAAAUAUCUAAAUAUUGUUGGUUUGGUUGGCUCAAUUGAUAAUGAUUUUUGUGGAACAGAUAUGACUAUUGGUGCAGACUCAGCAUUACAUCGAAUUAUGGGAGCCAUUGAUUGUAUAACAACGACAGCUUCGAGUCAUCAACGUUGUUUUGUUCUGGAAGUAAUGGGACGACAUUGUGGUUAUUUGGCAUUAGUAACAGCGUUGGGAUCUGAUGCUGAUUGGGUUUUUAUGCCAGAAAGUCCACCAGAAGCUGAUUGGGAAAACAAAUUAUGUAAUAAAUUAAAAACUACACGUGAUAAUGGACAACGUUUAAAUAUAAUUGUUAUUGCUGAGGGUGCUACCGAUAAAGAAGGAAAACCAAUAACAUCCGAAAAUGUUAAAGACCUCAUUACGAAACGUUUGCAUUAUGAUACGAGAGUGACAAUACUAGGUCAUGUUCAACGUGGAGGUACACCAUCUGCUUUCGAUCGUAUAUUAGGCACACGUAUGGGUGCAGAAGCUGUAUUAGCUCUUAUGGAAGCAACAACAGCAUCACAACCAGUUGUUAUUUCAUUAAGUGGAAAUCAAAUAGUUCGUGUACCAUUAAUGGAUUGUGUUGAUAAAACUUUAGCAGUCGCUCAAGCAAUGAAAGAAAAGAAAUUUCUUGAUGCUCAAGAAUUACGAGGAAGAAGUUUUAAACGAAAUUUACAAACAUACAUUCAUUUGAGUAAAUUACGACCAAAAUUAUUUUCCAGUAAAGAAGCAGGUGUUGAAGGAAGACAUUCAUUUAAUAUGGCUGUGUUAAAUAUUGGAGCGCCUGCUUGUGGAGUGAAUGCUGCUGUUCGAUCAAUUGUAAGAUAUGGUUUAUGUGAAGGACAUAAAGUUCAUGUUAUAUUUGACGGAUUUGAAGGCCUUAUAAGUAAUCAAAUUAAAAAUUUCGGAUGGAUGUCUGUGAAUGGUUGGAGUUCCAUUGGAGGCUCAUUACUAGGCUGCCAGAAAACAACUGCAGAAAGAGUUGGCCUAGACAAAUUGGCUGCCAAAUUUCGUGAACAUAAUUUUAAUGCUUUAUUGAUGAUCGGUGGUUUUGAAGCUUAUCAAUCAAUAUUACAAAUGUAUGAAGCAAGAGAUAAAUAUCCAGAAUUUCAAAUACCAAUGAUCUGUAUACCUUGUACAAUCAGUAAUAAUGUACCAGGCACAGAAUUUAGUAUUGGUGCUGAUACAGCAUUGAACGAAACAGUAAAUAUUUGUGACAAAAUCAAACAAUCUGCUCAAGGUUCAAAACGUCGUGUAUUUGUUAUUGAAACAAUGGGUGGUUACUGUGGUUAUUUGGCUACAUUAGCCGGUUUAGCUAGUGGUGCUGAUCAAGCUUAUAUUUAUGAGGAACCAUUUACAAUUAAAGAUUUGAUUGAUGAUGUUGAUCAUAUGCGCAAAAAAAUGGAAGGACAUUUAAAGCGUGGUGUAUUAUUGAGAAAUGAAAUGGCCAAUGAACAUUAUACAACCGAUUUUAUAACAAAUUUAUUACAAGAAGAAGGCAAAGGUGUAUUUAGUGCUAGAAGUAACGUUUUAGGACAUAUGCAACAAGGUGGAUUACCAUCUCCAUUUGAUCGUGCAUUUGCUACAAAAUUAGGAUGCAAAGCUGUAACAUACGCCGUAUCGUUGAUGGAAGAUGUAGCAACCAAAGAUGGUAAAGUGGUGUGUAAUACACCAGCGAGUGCUGUUGUACUUGGUUUAAUGAAACGACAAAAUGUUUUUACACCAGUCGAAGUACUCAAAGGAAGAACUGAUUUUGAACAUCGAAUGCCAGUAGAACAAUGGUGGUUAAAAUUACGUCCAUUACUCCGUAUAUUAGCUAAACAUGAAAGUGUUUAUAUUUCUGAUUUUAUUGAAUCAAGUAUAGAUGACGUACACGACUAG
Didymodactylos carnosus is the source of this 2448-nucleotide messenger RNA. The record is from the annotation of a GenBank genome assembly. NCBI's taxonomy places the organism in Eukaryota, Metazoa, Rotifera, Eurotatoria, Philodinida, Philodinidae.